AGAAGACUAGCGUGCCAGUUUUGGCGUGUGCCUAAAUAAACUGAGAAACAAAUAUAUUCACCAAAUAUUCUACUUACGAAAUCAAAUUUAGAAGAAAAAUAAGAACUUCGGCGUGUAAAUUUUCCACUGUUUUAUGUUCAAAGUUCAAACACACUUAGAUAAUAUUUGGUUUUUUUCUAAACUAUGUGAAUGUAUUAAUUUUUUUUUCUUUCUGGAAUAUUAAAACUGUGAAUCUGUGAUAGCUUUGAGAAAUAGGUUUCUCUGGGUUUUUACACGGAGAGCUGUUUCAGGGAACUGUCUUUUCGUUUUUGCUGGUUCACGAAGUUGCUUCCAAGCACAAUUUGAUUUUGAAAUCUCAUUGCUUUUAAUUUAGUGAGUUUUGUUAGUUAAGGUUUUUGGGUUCUAAAACCCCAAAGCUAUCAACUUUGUUGUAUGUGAUGAAUUAGUCAUGUCAAUUUCUCAGAUUUAACUUAUGGGUCAACUUUAAACUGAUCAUAGCACCUGAAAUUUGCAGUUUUUUUUUUACUUGAUUUAGUGGGUUUUGUUAAUUAGGGUCUUACGGUUCUUAAACCCCAAAGCAUUCAACUUUGUUUGGUAUGAUGAAUUAUUCUUGUAAAUUUCUCAGAUUUAGCUGAUGGGUCAGUUUCAAAUUGAUCAUAGCACUUGUAAAUAUAAAGUUUUUUGGCUUGGUUUAAUGGGUUUGUUGAUUAGGGUUUUAGGGUUCACAAACCCUCUCGCUCGCUCUCCCUUGCAAAUUUCUCAUAUUUAGUUAAUGGGUCAACUAAAAACUGAUCAUAGCAUCUGAAAUUUUCAGUCUUUUCUUGGAUUUGUGAGUUUUGUUAAUCAGGGUUUCAGGAUUCAAAAGUCCUCUGUAUCUUGCAUUAAGCAUUCAACUUUGAACUUUGUAAUGAAUUUUUCUUGUAAAUUUCUUAGAUUUAGCUAAUGGGUCAACUUAAAAUUGAUCAUAGCACCUGUAAUUUGCAGUCUUUGGUUAUUCUUUAAUUGCAAAGAUAAUAAAUACAAAUUAAAGGAUAAAAAAAGAUACAAAGAUGCUUCUUGUCUACCGUUGUGGUGGUUUACUUCUACUGAUACCGAGAUGCUGUUUUAAAUUUUUUUUUUUUUAAAUUUGCAGGUUCCCAAACUUCUACGGUUGAUUAAACUAAUACCAGAAACAUGUGCUUCAAAGUUGGAACUUGAAGACUUGAAGAAACACAACACAGUCACCACACAGAUCUCCAAGGGAAGAAGUUAAGUUAGUUGCAUAAAAGUAUCAAUCUCUGGUCCCCACCCUCAGUUCUUGGAACAUCCUCACUUUCUAUUUAAGGGAAUGGCUUUGGUUAUGGUUAAACUAAUUUGGAAGAAGUGGAGGUUGUGAUCCUUGAGGCUUUUUUUGGUGGUCUUCUUGCAAGUCAUUUAUCUUUACCUCUUCAAGAGUUUUUUCGCCUAGGGGAAGAAGAUGAAGUUCAUGAAAAUUGGUUCGAAGCCAGAUUCGUUCAAAACUGAUGGGAAUAAUGCCAGGUACGUGGAAAAUGAACUGGCUAGUGACAUUAGCGUCAAUGUUGAUGGAUCAAGAUUUUGUUUGCAUAAGUUUCCUCUUCUUUCAAAGUGUGCAUGCCUACAAAAGUUGCUCUCAAGCACUGAUAAGAACAAUAGCGAUGAAGUUGAUAUCUCUGGUAUUCCCGGCGGCCCAACUGCGUUUGAGACAUGUGCAAAAUUCUGUUAUGGUAUGACAGUAACGCUAAGUGCGUACAACGUUGUGGCCACCAGAUGUGCAGCUGAGUAUCUAGGUAUGCAUGAGACAGUCGAGAAAGGUAAUCUCAUCUACAAGAUUGAUGUGUUCCUAAACUCAAGUCUCUUCCGUAGCUGGAAAGACUCCAUCAUUGUUCUUCAUACCACCAAACCGUUCUUACCGCUAUCUGAGGAUCUCAAAUUGGUUAGCCUUUGCAUUGAUGCCAUAGCCAGUAAGGCCUGUGUCGAUGCUUCCCACGUUGAGUGGUCAUAUACUUAUAACAGAAAGAAGCUUCCUGAAGAAAUCAGCGGGGCGGAUCAAAUCAAGGCUAGAGAGGUUCCACAUGAUUGGUGGGUGGAGGAUUUGUGCGAACUAGAGAUUGAUUAUUACAAAAGGGUUAUAAUGAACAUCAAAACCAAAUGCAGACUUGGUGGAGAAGUGAUUGGAGAAGCUUUGAAAGCUUAUGCUUAUAGAAGAUUAUUGGGUUUUAACAAGGGUGUGAUGGAGCAAGGAGAUUUGUUGAAGCAUAAGACAAUCAUAGAGACACUUGUUUGGUUGCUUCCAGCUGAGAAAGACAGUGUCUCCUGCGGUUUUAUGCUUAAACUGCUGAAAGCAGUGACUAUGGUUAACUCUGGAGAGCCGGUUAAGGAACAGCUUGUAAGAAGAAUAGGACAGCAACUGGAGGAAGCUUCUAUGGCUGAACUCUUGAUAAAGUCGCAUCAAGGAAGCGAAACAUUGUACGAUGUGGAGUUAGUGAAGAAGAUAGUUAUGGAGUUCAUGAGAAGAGAUCAAAACAGUGAGAUAGAGGUUCAAGAUGAUGACGAUGGGUUCGAAGUUCAGGAAGUAAGAAAAUUACCCGGGAUAUUAUCUGAAGCUUCGAAGCUGAUGGUGGCAAAACUGAUAGAUAGCUACCUUACUGAAAUUGCAAAAGAUCCAAACCUUCCUGCAUCUAAAUUCAUUGAUCUCGCUGAGGUUGUUACUAGCAUCUCCAGACCCGCACAUGAUGGUCUCUACCGUGCCAUUGACAUGUUUCUGAAGGAACAUCCAGGAAUCACAAAGGGAGAAAAGAAAAGGAUGUGCAAAAUGAUGGAUUGCCGAAAACUAUCAGUAGAAGCGUGUAUGCAUGCUGUGCAAAACGACAGGCUCCCAUUACGAGUGGUGGUCCAAGUACUCUUCUUUGAGCAAGUGAGAGCGGCUGCUUCAUCUGGAAGCAGCACACCUGACUUGCCCAGAGGGAUGGCAAGAGAACUACGCAGCUGCGGGACCUACGGUAGCUCAAGAUCAGUGCCAACGGUCAUGGAAGACGAAUGGGAAGCGGUUGCAACGGAAGAGGAGAUGAGAGCAUUGAAGAGCGAGAUAGCCGCGCUGAAGCUGCAGGAGGAGAGUGGGAGGAAGAGCAUGGACAAAGCAGGGGCCACGGCGAGAAGCAAAAUGAGAAGCUUGAUAAAGUCCAAGAAGAUUUUUGGGAAGAAGCUGCAGUUGCAAAGCAAAGGAGGAGGAGAGAAGAACAAUGGAGGAGGAGGAGGUGGGUCGGAUUCGUCGGAAAGUCUUGGAUCUAUGAACGCUGGCGAAGAAGCUGCAAAAACCGCAACGCCUUCGAGAAGCUUGACUAGGAGGGUUUCUGUUUCUUGA
Camelina sativa (false flax) is the source of this 3361-nucleotide messenger RNA. NCBI's taxonomy places the organism in Eukaryota, Viridiplantae, Streptophyta, Magnoliopsida, Brassicales, Brassicaceae. The record is from RefSeq and is a predicted model, not a curated record.